This is a messenger RNA of Rhododendron vialii, 1827 nucleotides long. RefSeq lists its product as uncharacterized. Bases 599 to 1525 code for a protein of 308 amino acids. The transcript is spliced from 10 exons. The record is from RefSeq and is a predicted model, not a curated record. Gene Ontology annotation, molecular function: nucleotidase activity. Gene Ontology annotation, cellular component: cytosol. NCBI's taxonomy places the organism in Eukaryota, Viridiplantae, Streptophyta, Magnoliopsida, Ericales, Ericaceae.
UGUUUAGGCGUACGCAAAACGCAGUGGUUGGUUUUUCUCCCGCCGCCCACAACAAAAAGACACAACCAACGAGGGAGAAAUGGUUACUGUUUAGGCGUACGCAAAACGCAGUGAUUGGUUUUUCUCCCGCCGCCCACAACAAAAAGACACAACCGACGAGGGAGAAACUUUUCAGUGUCAGGAUGAAAAAUUAUACUAUGCCCCGGUAUGGAAUAAUCUCUCGUCAGGAUGGAUACCAUGUGGUACUCGCUUGAUUUUCGAUGCGAUUUUGAACGGUUCGAAUUUUAAGAAAAAUAAAUAAAAAAACAGAGGAGGGUGAAAAGAGAGAGAAUGUUUCUAUUUGAAUCGUUCAAAAGUGCAUCGGACGAUUCGGAAGUGCCCAACGAACACCAUGUGUGAUAUACCGGCUCGGCAUUGUAAAAUUUCUCACCAGGAAGGACAGCACGCCACCACCACCACCUCUCUCUCUCUCUCUCUCUCUCUCUCUCUCUCUCUGUAGCUACACACUGUACAUAUACAUUUGUUACGCGUACGAUCAUCUACACGGCCAUACAAAAAAGAUUGCAUUGCCGUAAGCCUCUCAAAAUCGUCACCGUACAUGGAGCAAGCAGCCGACGCCGGUUAUCGGCCGACGAUUAUGGUGACGAACGACGAUGGAAUCGACGCACCGGGUUUGCAGGCUCUGGUCCGCGUCCUCGUCUCCACCGGUCGAUACGAGGUUCAGGUCUGCGCCCCUGAUUCGGAGAAGUCAGCUGUCAGUCAUAGCAUUACUUGGCGUACUGCUGUUUCUGUCCAGCAAGUAAAUAUUAAUGGGGCUACAGCCUUUGCAGUUUCUGGAACCCCAGCGGAUUGUGCAUCUUUGGGAGUCUCUGGAUCACUCUUCCCUUCAACGCCUGAUCUGGUAAUCAGCGGCAUUAACAUGGGUAGCAAUUGUGGUUAUCACAUUGUUUACUCUGGGACAGUAGCUGGCGCUCGAGAGGCAUUUUUUAAUGGCGUACCUGCUCUCUCUUUAUCGUAUGAUUGGGUUGGAGGUACCAGCAAUGUUGAUGAUUACACAUUGGCUGCUGAGGCAUGUCUUCCUAUCGUAAAUGCCAUGUUAGCAGAGAUCAAGAAUAAAACAUACCCUCAAAAAUGUUUUCUGAAUGUAGAUCUGCCAACAAAUGUUGCAAGUCAUAAGGGAUACAAGUUGACCAAGCAGGGGAAAAGUAUUUUCAAAAUGGGGUGGAACCAAGUUACUUCUGCUGCACAAGGAGGAAAAAUGUUGUCAACAAUGACAAUGGAGAAAAAUUCACCAAUGAGCUCAGAAAUGGAUGCCUCGACUAUGCCAAAAGAACAUCGUUUAUUCAAGAGAGAAGUAAGAGGAGCCGUUGUUGGCGAGGAUGAUACAGAUUACCAUUCCCUCCAAGAAGGAUAUAUAACUGUCACUCCUCUUGGUGCCUUAUCACACGCAGACAUAGAGUGCCAGGCAUACUUUAAAGACUGGCUGCCAGGUGUUGCUGAAUGCUUUUCUUCUUCAACCUUGUGAUGGACUGAGUUCCCUCGCUUUUGGAUUUAUGCAUGGAAGCUGGAAAAGGGAUUUUCUGCGUAAGCCAUGUUAAAUAAGGCCUACCUUGGAUACCCUUAACAUGGCAACACCGUUUGCCUGGUCAUUGGAUUGUGAGUUUUCACACUGUGGCCUUUGGUUAUCUGUGAGGAAUAUAUAUUAUGCAUUUAUGGAACUUUUAUUUCAUUCCGUGGGAAACUUUCAUUCCUGGAAUACUUGUACAUUUCUUUGUGAAACUAAAUACUAUUCGCGACUAAUUUGAAGAAUUAUUUGCAUUCCUGUUA